AUGGAUAGUUAAUUCUGCGUAAUUUUUCCAAUUGUAAUUAAAAGGGUGAUAACAAAGCUAUGUGUUUACUUUCCAUGACAGAAUCUUUGAUUUAUAUGAGCAUUUUCCUUUAUUAGUAUAAACUUAUGAGUUCGGCUUGGAUAGACAUGAAAGUAAAGGAAACUUAUCAUAAAUCAUUUACUUUGAGAUAUAAAUUUAUUUGGGUUUUAUUAUUGAUAGUUGCCUUAAUUUUGGAAGGUGUCUUGAAUAGCUUUACUCCUUAUGUCAAUAUGAUUCCAAUUGGAUGCUAAUUUAUAGUUUAUGUAAUUAUAAUCGUUUAGAUUAGUGCACUAUGAUGAAAAUUUUAUAUGAUGACAAUAAAUAUUUUAAUUAGAGUAGAAAAUAAUUCAGAAGAUUUAUUCGUUAUCCAUUCUUAUUUUAGAUAUUGUAAACUUUAAAUAUGAUAAUAUUUGGGAACACAGUAUGGAUGANUAUCAAAUAAGAUAAAAACUGA
This is a messenger RNA of Paramecium primaurelia, 493 nucleotides long. Lineage: Eukaryota; Ciliophora; Oligohymenophorea; Peniculida; Parameciidae. The record is from the annotation of a GenBank genome assembly.